ACUGCAAACAUAACACACUCUCAAUUUUAUUGAUUCAUUGGUCUUCGCUUCUUUUUUUCAUUAUUCAAUAGUAUCAUGGGUGGAUUCCUUUCACAUUUGAAACCUGAACACAAUACCGAAGUUCUUAAUGCUUCAUGUGGCCCGAUUCGUGGAAAUAUUUACGAACAUGACGACAAAAUUGUGGAUGGAUAUCUAGGAAUUCCAUUUGCCAAGGCUCCAAUCGGAGAACUUCGAUUCAAAAAAUCAGUCGAAGCUGAGAAAUGGACGGAACCACUGGAUUGCUAUAAAUAUGGACCGGGAUGUCCACAGUCUGGAGCUCUUGGAGCCAUGAUAGUUCCACAAGCUUCAGCUAUUCGUGAAUUCGCUGAGGACAAUUGUUUGACGCUCAACGUUUUUGCACCAAAGUGGAAAUCUGCUGAAUUUCCAAAUGGUCUUCCUGUGAUAGUAUACUUUUAUGGGGGAGGUUUUGAGGUUGGAUUCUCAUCGAUGUUUGAUGAUUACUCCCUAACUGGAACUCUCCCACUUAAAGAUGUAAUUCUUGUCACUCCCAAUUACCGAAUUGGACCUCUCGGAUUUUUCGCUACUGGAGAUGACGUGUCACGGGGAAACUGGGGAUUAUGGGAUCAAGCUUUGGCUCUACAGUGGGUACAAAAGCAUAUCAAAUCAUUUGGAGGAGAUCCGAGCAACGUGACGAUUUCUGGGACAAGUGCCGGUGGAGCAAGUGUUGAUUUCCUGUCUCUGAGUCCACAUGCUAAUAAAUACUUCCAUAAGUUCAUUCCUAUGUCUGGUGCGGCGACCUGUCCAUUUGGUAUCCGUUCGAAAGAUGUUGAGGGAUUAAUUUUCCGAGAGUUUGCCAAGCACCAUGGCUACGCCGGAAAUGAUUCCGAAAGCCUAUUGCACUGGUAUCAAUCUCAGGACGCUGAGAUAUUCCUUAAAGCGGAAGGAUUCAAGUACCCAGCUUCUGGCAUGUUUUCCUUUGUCCCGAACUACGACGGAGAUUUCUUCCCAAAACCAUUUGACGAGUUGAGAAAAGAGGCACCGAAACUUGAUGCAAUCGUUUCAGUUGCCGAAUAUGAAGGACUUGGUUUUGAAGAAUUUUAUCCUGGCCAGAAAAGCCCUCAAGAAGUGCUAACAGCAGCUUUGGGUCCUGAAGUUGUGAGGAAUAGGGAAGAAGUUGUCAAGAAAGCUGUGGAGGCGUAUUUAGAAAAUAUUGAAGACAAAAGUGGAGAGAAAAUUGGCAAGAAAUUAGUUGAGAUAUUCGGAGACUACUAUUUCAGUGUUGGAGUAUUUGAUACUGUUCGAUCACUUGCCAAGUAUGGAAAUAAUGUUUAUCUGUCCUCUUUCAACUACUUCAACCCGGAAACCCCUAUCAUGUUCGGCGAAAAUCGGCCGUUCAAUGCAGCUUCCCAUGGUUGUGAUAUCAGAUAUAUUUUGGGUGACGGUAUUGGAGAGUUUUCGAAAGAAGAUAGAAAGGUUAUGGAUAUGAUGGGAACUUAUCUCACAAACUUUGCAAAAUAUGGCAAUCCAAAUGGAAAAGGAGUAUCGAUUCCAUGGGAAAAGUACAGUCUUGACAAUCCAGGAAGAUAUUUCAAGAUUGAUUAUCCGAAAUGUGAGAUGGCCGAUAAUUUCUUGGAUGGAAGGUACAAGAUUAUAGAUGAAGUUAAUGAACACGGAAUACAAUAUCAAGAAAUGGUUUUUGGGAAGAUUCUAUAAUAUUGAUAUGAUGUGAUUUUUUGUACAAUGAGUGGAGAUAAACGAGAAACAAAAUUAUUUGUUUACACUGUGAAUAAAUAAAGCAGCACAAUAUUUUG
Messenger RNA from Caenorhabditis elegans, 1811 nucleotides. RefSeq names its product Carboxylic ester hydrolase (gene cest-35.1). Gene Ontology annotation, molecular function: carboxylesterase activity. Lineage: Eukaryota; Metazoa; Nematoda; Chromadorea; Rhabditida; Rhabditidae. The coding region runs from base 76 to 1713 and encodes 545 amino acids. The record is from RefSeq and is marked reviewed. The transcript is spliced from 9 exons.